AUGCACUCGUUUUUGUCCAAAGUCUUCGGACGGAAGGAAAAGGACGCGGAAACUUCGCCUACGACUUUACGCCCCGGAGAACUGCUCGAUGGUAAAUUUGAAGCCAUCUCACCCAAUGUAUCACCCAGUGCUGCCAAUUUUCUUGAGUUAGAGGGAUCCAAGACCGAGGGAGAGAAUGGGAAGGAAAAGGAAAAGGAGAGGGAUAAUCGAUUCUCCCUUUUCAAAGUCAAAUCGCGUCCGUCCCCCCCGCAAGUCUCGUACAAGGCCCCGAUACCUCUCCCCCAACUUUCGCUCGACUUUUCGACGUCGAAUGGAGAGCCUUCGUCGCGCACACUCGAAUCUUUCUUAUCGGUUGACCCCGACGCCAACAUCCUUCUGAGCGAUGCAAUUAUUGGACGACGUCGCUUAAACCCUCUUGAGGCUCUUGUAUUGAUAAGGGCUUGUUCUCAAGCUAUUGUAGCUAGAGGCCUCGAAACACUGGGUGUAAUGCACCCUCAUUGGUAUUCCGCAUCCCCGGAAGUCCAACGCAGACUACUAUCCCAAUUCAUACAUUCUAUGGAACCGAAAACACCGCUAACCGCUAUCUCACUUACUCCCGCGCUAGUCUCGUCACCUUUCGAAUCCGAGAUCGAGUCUACCCGUUCACCCCAUGACGUCGCGGCCGUCCUCAGAUGGGGUCUCCGUCACCUCCAGCUGGAGGGCGACAGCUUUGGGACCGACGACGGCUGGUACAAGGCUUUCCUUGAUGCGGAAGCAGCCGCGGAGUACCCCCCUAAAGCCUUUUCAGAGAAGUUGGCUCCGGCCCUGCCAAAAGCGCAUCUCGAUCUCCUUGUUGCUACUUUGGAGAUAUUCUCCUCGCUCGCUGCACACUCCGAGGCCAACAGCACGUCUGGCAGCAAGCUCUCGAAGAUUUUCGGUCUGUGGUUGUUAACCUCCAGACGCGUGGAGGACAAAGAUGACUGGAAGUCUUUCUACGCCAGAUGGGAACGCAUGGGUCGAAUGCUCGAACAUUUGUUCUUAUCUCGAAUUCGCGAUGAAUCUACCGACCAACGCAUGCCCGUUCGUCUACUCGAACUUGUACGAAGAUACCCAUAUACCCAAGGACUCUCACCACCUACUACGGAUGUACAGUUUUUAUCCCCACCACACUUCACUACCCGACUCUACGACGCUCUUUACGUUCGCAUUGAAGUCGAACUAUCAUCUGAGAGGCGCAAGCCUAAGUUGAAGGUCCACCCUCUCAACAUUCUCGCCGACGCGUUUUCCACUAAAGUCGAAGGUGGAGAAUACGCCGAGCUAUGGGCGAAGAUUACAGCUGCAUCGAAGACAGGCAGCAACCCAUCGCCUCUCAGCAACAUCUUCGCCGACGAGACGAUCCGGUUCCUCUCCAUCGUCCCAGACAAAGGCUCGGAGAAAGCACAGGAGGCGAAAUCGCCCGUGUUUAAUCUGCUCUCGCCGUCUCUUGCGCGCGGACAUUCCGCGUCUGUAGGCGAGACCGACAGACCUGUGUCGUCCCCGUCUCGCGGCUACUCCUUCUCUGUUGGCGAGCAGAGCAGGCCGUCGCAUCAGCAUAGCAAGUCCGCCACGGAGCCCCCAGCCACGUCUGCUAUUGGCAGUGACUGGGUGCAGUUCUCAGCGUCUGGUUUCCUCGACUCGACGCCUGCAAUGGCCCCGCUCGUGUCGACGCUAUUCGACACGGAUCUGGAGAAGACUACUCCAGUUACAACGACGCUUUCGAGGAAGUCGAGCAAGCGCGGCAAAGCCGUUUCGAGGAAGAGCGUCGACUUUUCGGCUGAACCUGUGCCACCCGUCUCGCCCCCUCCGCCUGCAGACCCUGUCAAGAAGGAGGCGACCGCCAUUGUCCGCGCUACCAAGCUCGAAGUCAUCGAGCUCGACGAAGCGUUCAUCGAUUUCUGGAGCGACUCGCUGCUCGAUCCUAUCACAGCGACAUGGCCGACCUUUAUCAUCUGCAAGUUCAAGUCGACCCUCGUUCCGCAGCUUCUGUACGGCCCCGUUCAAGAGGGCGGCAAGCAGAAGACGCUCAAGUGGCUUGUUCUUGAACAGGCAUUCACUGUGCGGCCCGCGCCACCACCAUCGCCGUCAGCUGUCCCGCGCCCGGAAUCUGCGCGCCCUGUCUCCCCUGCGCUCUCGACGUCGGGCAGAAACCGCUUCAGCUUCUGGAGCAUGUCGCGCACUGCGUCGAGCUCGUCACAGUCGUCGCAGAAAGGCAAGAAGAAGGAGAGAGCGCUGAAUGUUGGCGAGAUGGGCGAGCUUAUCGAGGAGCCUGCCGAGCAGGCUAAGCAGGAGGUUGUGCAGCUGAAGGCUGCGCCGUCCAAGUCCAAGUCGUCCAAAGCGGAGAAGGCGCAGAAGCCUAUCGAGAAACCUGUCGAGGCCGCGAAGCAGCCUGCUGAUACGACCGACACGCCAGACCUCGAGACGGCUGCUAUUGCGGCUGGAGCAGCGAUUACAGCUGCAAUCGCUGGAGCUGCUACUGCUAAAGCUGCUGCCCCUGCCGCUGAGGUUCCGGAGCCAGCUGUCGAAACUCAGGCAGAGGCACCAGCGCCAGCUGUUGAGGAACCUGCCACCGUCAGCGAGACUCCUGCUGCAGUUGCAGAAUCCGAAGCACCAGCACCAGCUGUUGAGGAGCCUGCACCAGUCAGCGAGACUCCUGCUGCAGUUGCAGAAUCCGAAGCACCAGCUGCAGAAGUCUCUCCUCCUGUCACUGAGGCUCCUGCUAUCUCUGAACCCGAAGUUCUUGCAACGGAAGUCGAGGCCCCUGUUCUUGAAGCACCCGUUGAAGCUAAACAUGAAGCUGCAGUUGAAGAGAUCCAAGCCCCCGUCUCCGAACAGCAACCCUCGACGGAUGUGUCCUCUGUGUCCGAGGCUCAGGAAACAACUGUGGAACCAGAACUCACUUCUACGGAACCUCAAGCCCCCGUUGUCGAAGAAGUGCUUACACAAGAUGCAUCGACUGACGAUAAUGCAACUGUAUCUGAAGUUCCGAUCUAUGAAUCUCAAGUUGCAGUUGCUGAUGCGCCAUCUGCGGUGGUUGUUGCUGAAGCGGACGAAUCUGCACCGGAACCUGAAGUUCCAACAGCUGAGGCUGUUGCUCCUGCUGUAGACGCUGACCUUGUCGUGCCCGAAGCUCGAGAUGACUUCGUUGUUCCAGUCGCCACAGACGUGGAAACAGAAGUUCCAGCACUUGAGCAAAUCUCUGAAGAGCGUGUAAGUGCAGUAGUAUUGGAAGUUCAAGAGCCAGUCAUCGAGUCUGUGCCGCCUGCUACUGCGGCCGAAGAACCUGUUGCCACAGCUCCUGCCGUUGUGGACGAACCUGCCGUUGAGGAACCUGUGGAAGAAGACCCUGCCGAGGUUGCAGAGGUAGUGGUUGAAUCAAACGAACUCGAAUCGCCCGUUGUUGGAGCGCCCGUCGCUGUUGACGAAUUGCCAUCUACGACAACUGAAACCGCUGCCGUCGUUGACGAAGUCGCCACGUCGAAUGUUGAAGAAUUUGCGCCUGUUGAGGCAGCAGAUCUUACCGAGGCGCCAACCUCGAUUACCGAAACUCCCUCAGUUGAUGUUGACGCCGCGCAGGAGAGCAUUGAGGAAGAACCACGGGUUACGGAUAAGGAGCAAGAAACCACCGAACUAGCAUCGCCAGAACCCCCAGCUGUCGAGGAUGCACAGCCAGUCGUUGAGGAGGAAGUUGUGGUGGAAGAAGAACCGGUUGCUGAGCAAAAGAUUGUCGAGGAACAUGGGGAAGCUCGUGUAGAGGAAGAAGCGAUUGUUGACGAGGCAAGUUCCGGUGCAGUAGAGGAGAAAUCUGCCAUUGUGGAGGACACACCUGUCGUCGAGGAGGAAGCGCCAGUUGUUGAGGGAACACCAGCCGUCGAGGAGAAAGCACUGGCGGUCGAGGAAGUACCAGUGGUCGAGGAAUCACCAGUGGUCAAGGAGGAAGCACCAGUAGUCGUGGAGGAGGCGCCAGCAGUUGAGAAGGAACCAGACGUUAAGGAGGAAGAAACACCUGUAGUUGACGUUGAGGAAACACCGGCUGCUGUUGAGAAAGCACCAAUAAUCGAGGAAGCCGCAGUAGUCGAGGAAGCAUCAGUGGUUGAGGAAGCAUCAGUGGUCGAGGAAGCACAACUGGUCGAGGAGGCACCGGUCGUCGAAGAAGCGCCCGUCAUUUCUGUUGCAGUGGAGGAGAAAUCAGCUCUUGACGAGGUUGCACCAGUAAUCGAGGAAUCACCUGUUGUUGAGGAAACUCCGGCUGCCGGAGAGAAAGUACCAGUGAUUGAGGAAUCACCAGUUGUUCUGGAGGAAACACCGGCCGUUGUGGAAAGAGAAACCCCUGUGGUUGAAGAAACGGCGCCCGUCAUCGAGAAUAUUCCUAUCGUGGAGGCGCCACCAACACCAGUGAUUGAGGACCACAUCCAGGAUGCCGAGCCUCUUGCAACCCAUGCUGAGGAGCCUGUUGCGGAGCAUUCAGUUUCAGGCACUGAUGUAGAGGUACCAGAGGUUGUUCAAACGGUGGAUGUUCCAACACUGUCAACCGUUAUUCAAACUGCUGAGGAAGAUUCUGUAACCCUCGCUGACCCGUCUUCGGUUCCUGUCGAAAUCGGCACCUCAACUGUUUCUGAACAUGAACAGGAAUCUCAAUCAGUCACGUUGGAAGAAGCCAUCGCCGAGGCUCAAGCCGCACCCAUCGUUGAGCAAGCUAUAGCUCAGCAAAAUGAACCCGAGGCUACUCAAGCUCUUUCUGAGACCCCAUCUGCGGAGCCUGAUUCGUGGGUCACCAUCGACAAGAUCGCCUCUGAUACCGAACCCGAAGCUUCUGCAGAUUCCGAGCCGACAGAAGUCAUCAUUCCGGUUGAGGAGAUUGUUCCUUCUCAGGUUUUGAAUGCCAUUCCUCCGCUCGACGACGAACUCAAUGCAGAAGAGGCGGAGGUACUGGAGCAUGCAUCCUCCGAUAUUCUGGAGGAAUCAUCCUUCGAAGUCAAUCCCGCUGAUCACUCUGGAGAUGAAGUUCAGCCUGAUCACGUCGCAGAACACAAUCUCUUGGCUGAACCAGCCCCUGUACCGUCGGAAGUUGCAGUCGAUGUGACCGAUGAAACGCCCUCCCUGGAGGAACCGACUUCAAUUCAACUUGACCAAACCAGGGAGGAUGUUGUUUCCGAGCCUGUACAAGUGGAUGCUGUUGUCCCCGACGUUGAAGAUAAACAACAAGAGGUAUCGGAUGCCGAGAUUGCUGAAAAUAUUAAACCAAAUGUUGACGAUGUGCCCCCACUUCCAGUCGACAGCCAGUCUAUGUACUCCGCUGAGACACCAGUAACGGUGGCCAAGGAGUCGACCGUUGUUGCUGAUAUUUUAGUUUCCGAACCUCAAGCUUUAGAUGCUGAUGCUCCAACCCCUGCUCCUGUUGCUGAGGUUGGCGACCUCCCUUCAAAUGCAGAAAUUCCUCCUGCUGUCGAGGCGUCUUCUCCAGUCUCGGAAGCUGUCGAACCCGAAGUGCCAGCUACAGAUAUCCUAACCCCAGUUGCCGAAGUUUCGGAUGCUUCUAAACCUGAAAACCUGUCCCAGGUUCCAAUUUCUGAUAUUCCAGUUACAGCUGAACUUGAUGAUCAAGUGGAUAGAUCUCUAGCUACUGAAUAUAUCCCUGAAUCAGACCAACCCCCUGUUGCUGAACACCAGGACGAUGGGGUUGAAUUACAACCCUUCAAAGCGGAUUAUCAGGCUCCUAUCGUUGAGGCUCCUGCCGCGGAACCUGAGGUAUCAGUCACAAAAGCUUCAGUGCGAGUGUCAGUUACUGAAGCCAGUGUUUCUAUACAGCAGAUUGAACCUCCGGCUACCGAAAUAACACCUAUCGUUAAUGGCGAACUUCAGAAUGUUAGUGCCGUUGAGGAGACUAAAUCACAAGAUACCUCUGCGGUCGCCGAACCCCAAACACUCAUUGCGGAAGUUGAAUCACCAGCUGUCGAGGUGCACGAGCAAGUCUCUGAAGAACCUGUCGGCGAUGUCGAAGAUCAAGAACCAAUCCCUGAAGCCGUGAUACCCCCUAUCGUAGCACUACACGAAUCUGUUGCUGCAGUGCCCAAAGAGCCUGUCGACGAGGCAGUUGCACAAGAACAUCUUACAGACGUUGUGGAGGGACAAGAUGAGGUCGAAACACCACAUGUUGAAGUACCCGCGGCCAAUGACGAAGCAACCUUGAAUACCGAAGAUGCAACACCAUUUGUGUCUGCAGGUAUUCUCGAAGCGCCAACUUCCGUUAUCGAAACAUCCCCCGCUGUCAUCGAGUCAUCGCAGACACAUAUUGAGGUAUCACAGGUUACUGAGAAGGAGCAACAAAUUGCCAAAGACGAAUCACCAUUCGUGGAGGAAACGCCAGCUGUUGAUGUGGAUGAACUGAGCGCCGAGGAGGACGUUGCUGCUGUCGAGCAGGAAGAUAUCGAGCCAGCUCGUGUGGAGGAACAAUUGGACCACACUUUGCAUUUCGAAAAGGGCGAGCCAGUUGUCGAGGAGGAAACACCUAUUGUCGAAGGGAAAAUAUCUGUUGCUGAGGAUGAAAAUGUUGUUGUCGAGGAGAAAAGCCUGGCCACCGAGCAAGCGACGAUUGUGGUUGAUAAGAAAGAGGCUGCAGUGGAAGACGAGGUACCUGUCGUCGUGGAAUUAUCUUCGAUAUCAAUUAUUGACGACUAUAUACAGGAUAAUGAAGCACUUACUACUGAUGUCUCAGAGCCAGUUGCUGAUAGUCAAUUCAAAGACGCCACUCAUGACGAUCAGCUAUCAGCCGUGGAGGUUUCAGCGCCAACUUUGGAGGCACCAGUAAACAAUGCUACAGCUAGUGAAGAAUUCCCGCCUCAAGGCAUAGCGGCUGAUAGUGGUGCCGCUGCCGAGGAACCUGCUACUUCUGAUCUCAUUGUUCCUCAGGAUAAUGCUGUGGAGGCCAUUGCUGAUACUCCAAAUGUUGAAGACAUUUUAGGAAGUGAUUCUGCUGAAAUUACUGAAUCAAAUGUCGACCUUCCAACUAUCGCUAAAGUGUCUCCUGUGGAGGAUUCACAGGUUUCGGAGGUUGUCCAAAAUGUCCAUUCCAAAGGCAAUGUAACUGAAGCUCAUGUUGCUCCGAUCGCGGAGUCCGACCUGGUUGUCGAUGUCGUCCAGUCAGAAGAACUUGCAACUCCUGUUGCGAAAGUCACUCCAUUCCCUGGGCCGUCAGCGGAAUAUAUAUCGAAGGAGGCUUCAGGUCCUACAGAAGACUUUCCAACAGUCAUAGAGACGUCACCCAUCGAAGAGACCUUGUUGAUUGAAAAGACUUCGCCGAUUGAGCAGGAAAAUCCUGUUAUCGAGGGCAUGCCAGCCAUCGAGGAGAGUUCUGGCGUGGAGGAGACUCUGGUCACUGAAGAAACUCCCGCCGUUAAUGAUACACAUGUCAUUGAGGAGAUACCUGCUGUUGAGGAAGCCAUUGAAAAGGCACCAGCUGUUGAGGAAACAUUUGCCAUCGAGGAGGCACCGGCCGUUGACUUGGAGGAGAUGCCAUUGGAUACGACAAUAGCCAUUAAAGAGACGCCAGCUAUCGAGAAGGCACCUGCCUUCGAGGAGACUCCCAUCCUUGAAGAAAAUCCUGCCGUCUUGGAUACACCUGCUGUUGAGGGCAGUCCUGCAGUUGAUGAGUUAUCUUCCCAUGCUGAUACGCCAGCUGUUGAGGACUGCCCGGUUGUCUCGGAUACGCCUCCUGUUGAAGACACUCCUACUAUUGCAGAAACGCCUUUCGCUCCUGUUGUUGAGGACAUUCCUACCGUCGUGGAUACGCCCUCUGUUGCGGAAACUGCUGUUGUUGAGGAUACGCCUGCUGAAGAGGAGACACCUGCGGAAAAGGAGACAGCUGCCAUUGUGGAGACACCUACCGUCGCUGAUACACCUUCUGUUGAGGGCAUUCCGCCUGCUGUGGAGGAGACGCAUAUUGUUGAGGAUGCACCCGCUGUUGAAGAAACACCUGCAGUUGAGGAGGCGUCUACCGUCGAGGAGAUUCUUGUUGCUGAGGAGACGCCUACUGUUGAGGACGCACCUGCUAUUGAAGACACCCCUGCCAAUACGCCUGCUGUUGAGGAGAUACCUGUAGUUGAGGAGACAUCUGCUGCUCUGGAUACGCCUGGAGUUGAGGAUACGCCUGGAGUUAAGGAGACACCUGUGGUUGAGGACAUCCCUGCCAUUGAGGAGGCCUCUACAGUCGAGGAGACUUCUGAUGUUAAGGAGAGAGCUACCCUCGAGGAGAUUCAUGCUAUUGAGACACCUGCAGUUGAGGAGACACUUGCUGUUGAGGAGACACCUACUGUUGAGGAGACUCAUGUUGUUGAGGAGACACCUACUGUUGAGGAGACUCAUGUUGUUGAGGAGACCCUUGCAAUUGAGGAGACUCCUGCUGUUAAGGAUGUAUCUACCGUUGAGGAGACUCCUGUUUCUGGGCUUGCUAUUGAGGAAACAACUGCCGCCUCGGAUACGCCACCUGUUGUUGACGAUACACCUGCUGUUGAUGAUAGGCAUGGAGUUGAGGAUACGCCUGCACUUGAAGAGACACCUGCAGUUAAGGAAAUUCUUGCCGUUGAGGAGACUUCUACCGUCGAGGAGAUAUCUGCCGCCACCGAUACGCCCGUAAUCGAGGAAACGCCUGCAGUCGAGGAGACCUUUACCAUCGAGGAGACCUCUGCCGUCGAAGAGACAUUUGCCAUUGAGGAGAAGCCUGCUGUCGAGCAAACUCCUGCAGUUGAGGAGAAGUCUGCAGUCGAGGAGAUGCCUGCUGUCGAGGAGACAAAUGUCGUUGAGGAAACGCCUGCAGUCCAGGAGACACCUGCCGUUGAGGAGACACCCGCCGUUGAGGAGACACCCGCCGUUGAGGAGACAUCUGUCAUUGAGGAGGAGCCUGUUAUCGAGGAGACACCUGCAGUUGAGGAGAAGUCGGUUGAGGAGACACCUGCAGUUGAGGAGACACCCACAGUGGAGGAGACAUCCGCCAUUGAGGAGACACCUGCAGUUGAGGAGACACCCACAGUGGAGGAGACAUCCGCCAUUGAGGAGACACCUGCAGUUGAGGAGACACCCACAGUGGAGGAGACAUCCGCCAUUGAGGAGACACCUGCAGUUGAGGAGACACCCACAGUGGAGGAGACAUCUGCCAUUGAGGAUACACCCGCCGUUGAGGAGACACCCGCCGUUGAGGAGACACCCGCCGUUGAGGAGACACCCGCCGUUGAGGAGACAUCUGCCAUUGAGGAGGAGCCUGCUAUCGAGGAGACACCUGCAGUUGAGGAGAAGUCUGCAGUCGAGGAGAUGCCUGCAGUUGAGGAGAAGUCUGCAGUCGAGGAGAUGCCUGCUGUCGAGGAGACAAAUGCCGUUGAGGAAACGCCUGCAGUCCAGGAGACACCUGCCGUGGAGGAGAAGCCUGUUAUCGAGGAGACACCUGCAGUUGAGGAGAAGUCUGCAGUCGAGGAGAUACCCGCAGUGGAGGAGACACCCGCCGUGGAGGAGACAACCGCUGUUGAGGAGACAUCUGCCAUUGAGGAGGAGCCUGCUAUCGAGGAGACACCUACAGUUGAGGAGAAGUCUGCAGUCGAGGAGAUGCCUGCAGUCGAGGAGACAAUUGCCGUUGAGGAAACGCCUGUAGUCCAGGAGACACCUGCCGUGGAAGAGACAUCUGCCGCGUCCGAUACGCAUCUUGCUGAGGAGUCAUUUACUGUCGAGGGGACCCCUCCUGUUGAGGAGAUAUCUACCGUCGAGGAGACUCUUGUUACUGAGGAGACGCCUGCUGUUGAGGACGCACCGACUCCUGCUGUUGAGGAGACAAAGACAAUUGCUGUUGAAGAAACCUCUGCAGUCCAUGAGAGACCUGCCGUUGAGGAAACACCUGCAGAGGACAUUCCUGUAGUUGAAGAGACACUUGACGUUGAGGAGACAUCUGCCGCCUCGGAUACGCCUGCUGCUGAGGAGACGUCUGUUGUGGAGGAAACACCUACUGUUGAGGAGACGCCUGUUGUUCUAGAGAUGCCUGCUGUUCUGGAGAUGCCUGCUGUUGAGGACACCGCUGCUGUUGAGGAGACGCCCGCCAUUGAGAAGACACUUACCGUUCAGGAGACACCUGCCGUCUUGGAUAUGCCACCUACUGUUGAGGACACUCCUACCGUCUCAGAUACGCAUGUUGUUGAGGAGGCCUCUGCCGUGAAAGAGGUAUUUGUCACCUCGGAUAUGCCUGCUGUUGAGGACACUGCUGUAGUCUCGGAUCCUCCUGCUGUUGAAGAGACUCCCGUCAUCGCACAAACGAUAGCUGUUGAUGAGAGCUCUACUAUUGAGGACAUGCCUGCUGCCGUCGAAGAGACUCCUGUCGUCUCGGAUAUGUCUGCGGUUGAGUACACUCCUGCCAUUGAGGAGACGCCUGCUACCGAGGAGACAACAGUUAUCGGGGAGACACCAUUGGUUGGGACGCUAGCCAAGGAAACUCCUGCCAUUGGAGAACUGUUAGUUGUUGAGGAGGCGCCAGGUGCUGAAACUCUAGCCAAUGAGGAGACGCCACCCAUCGAGGAGCCUCCUGCCAAUGAAGAUUCCACUGUCGCUGAAGAUACCUCUGCCGUCCACAAAACUGUUGACAAAACUCCUGUUUUUGAGGAUACUCCUGCUGUCGGUGAGCAGCAUGUCAUCGAGCAAGCUGUUGAUAAUACGCCUAUUGGUGAAGGAAAUGUUCUUGAGGUCACUCCCGCUAUCGAAGAAAAGUCUGCCGUCGAAGAAACAUCUGGCAUCGAUGAAGCCAAUGAGGAGACCCUAGCCGUCGAGGAAACUCCUGUCAUUGAGGAGAUUGGUAUCGUCGAGUGCAAACCAGUGUUGGAGACACCAGUCAUCACAGAAGCCAGUGAAGGCACGCCUGUCGUUGAACAGAUUGAGGAGUCGAAAGGUCCUGUAGAGAACACCCCGGAAACAGCCGAGCUCCCUGCUCACCAAGAACAAGAACAAAGCGAUGAUGUCGUGAAUGACCCUACUCUCAACCUGCUGCCCGUGGAUCCAGUAGAAGCCACACAAGAUGCUUCUCUUUUUGUUGAACAAAAUCUCACAGACUCAGAUAAUCCUCCUACAGAAGCAAUUGCUCGAGAUGCUCAGCCCUCUGAAGGACAAGCAGAAAUUCUCAAUAUUGUGUCCAGUGUGCCCACAACAGAAUCCAUCAUUGUUCCGGAAGAUUCACGCACAGAAGCAUUGGUCGAUCUCCCCCCUGUACCACUCGUUGAUGUGAACGUGGUCCCAGUCGUCCCCGACGACUCAACUCACACUACCAUCCUCAUCGAGGAUGCUCCUAUCAAUGAGCUCCCGAUAGUACACGAAGAAAGUUCGUCCCUUUAUGAUCACGAGAGUCAUCUAGUCCAAGAUCCUACCAUUCUUUCUGGGUCAACUCCUGCCCCACAUGUCGCCUUGAGUAUAUCUGAGCCGGACUUGAAGGAUGCUGUGGAGAACUCUAGAGAGCGUAUCGAUGAUGUACGUGAAGAUGAGCAGGCCGUAUCAACAGCUGAGGUGGUUAAUAUUGGUGAAGAAAAAUCUGUAGGCGACAAUACCUUGAACGAGGAAGGAAGUUCCCCCGCCGCUGCAGAAACACCCCUUGAGAAAGCAGACGAAUCUCUUGUAGCUACUGACACGUCGACAACCGACGUUACGCCUCCAAGCGCUGAAAUUGUUGUCGAAGCUCCCGCCACAGUCGAAUCCAGUCAUGAGGUCAAGCCUGCGCACGCAAAUGCGCUAGAUGAUACGGUCGUCGAUAGCGAGUCGAAUCCGGCUGCUCAAGCCUUCGAAGUCCAAACAUCAGCUCCUCCCGUGAUUGAAGAAGUGUCACUCAUAUCUGAAGUUGACCAGGUUGUAUCAACUGCCGACAUCGACGUUGCUAAUUCUCCCGCAGAGGUUUCAGACGUGGUGAUAUCACAUUCAGUGGAAAGAACUAUUGAACACACUCCUGAGCCUCCUGCUCCUGCUGUCGAACCAGCCGUUCCUGACCCUGUGGCGGAAGAAACUGUUGCUGAGGAACCCGUUCCUGUUGUCCUUGAAGAAUCUGACGACACCUCGCCUGCUGUUCAACCAGAGACUCCAUCUUUCGCUGAAACUCUCCCUCAGCCCUCCACGCUCGAUGAACUUAAUGAAUCAACUGUUCAAUCGACGGAUGCUACAUCUAACACUGACACGGGCGUUUCAACUAUCGAUGUCCCUCCAGUAAUCUCGGAGCCCAUAUCCGAAUCAUCCCUGCCUCAGAAUGACAUUGCCGAAAUCAUUCCCACUGUUGAGGAAUCAGCAACAUCCGAUCUUGGCACCGAACCUUUAGUUUCUGUGCAAGAACCUUCAUCGUCUGAAUUAGCAGCUGACGAGCUUACUCCACCCGCCACCCAGGAAUCAGCAAUGACCGAAACCGAGGAACAUCAUUCCCUUGAUCGUGUUGAGAAUGUGUCCUCUGAACCUGAAGCCAGUGCUGAAUCUUCUACGCAUUUGAUUGCUGUCGCGGAACCCGUUCAGUCGACUGAAGUUCCCACACUCAGCACUGUAGAUUCAGCUCCCGUUAACAUCGAUGCUGUAGCACCCGAAGAACCUGCAGCACAAGAAGUUCUUUCGACAGAGGCCCUCACCGUUGCUUCUGACAACCAGCACGACCAGGAAAAUAUUGAAACAGAGAAUUUGACACCCGCUGUUGAACCCGAAACGCUUGUUUCUGAAAGCUCGGCGUCUGAGCCAGUUACCACUGGAUCCCCUGCCAUUGUCUCUGAGUCUUCGGAACCGUCUCCCGAAACUGAGCAAGUUGUUGUCGAAGCAUCAGUACCCUCUGAGUCUGUCCCAGAGCCAACUAUGUCUCUUCCCGUCGCCAGCGAGGCCUCUUCAUCUGAGGUGGUAGCAUCUUCCUCAGCUGGAGAACCAGCUAAAGAGGAACCCGCUGAUGUUGAUGCCAUUUUAUCAACGCCCGAAAGCGCCGUAGAACCUGCCGCUGUCGAACCCGCUGUCAAAUCUGCCUCUGUCGAACCUGCCGUUGUCGAACCUGCCGCUGCUGAGUCUCUCGUCGAAACCAGCAUUGAGGUGCCUGAAGCCUUGAAGGUUGAGGAUGAUGUCGAAGAAGCUGACAUUACCAUCAACUCCACACCAGCUGAAGACCCGGCGGCUAUCGAAACUGAACAAGUGCCUGCGAUUUCGAUCAUAGCUGCAGAGCCUGCCUUCUUCGACGAAGAUUCACUUGAUCCCACUUCUCCAGAGGAACUCGAAGAUCUUGUUAGCCCCAUCACAGAUGUUUCGACAAUGGAUCCCGACGCGUCUUUCGCCACGAGUGGUCCGUUCGCUCUCGAGUCUGUCAUUUCAUCCAUUGGAGAAGACGAAGAGGAUCUUGCGCUGGAAGUUGACUCGAAGGUAUCGGAAGCAGAAGAGGAGGUACUCAACGGCAAUGGUAAUGGCCACCAUUUGGAGUUGCGAUCCAGUGUUUCAGACCUUGUAGAAGAUCAUGAUGAUCUCUCGCCUGUUGAGAAUGCUGCUGAGGCAGAUGAAUCUGGUAAUGGCAAAGUCCAUGUUGAUGCUCAACCAUCAAUUAUCGAAGUUCCUUCUGCUGGACCCGAAACCACUGUGGUUGUGAUUGAUGGCGAACAACAUGCAGAGAAAGUCGAUCUGUCCGCUCAACAUGAACCCAAAGAAGGUCAUGCAGAUGCUGCUGAGGCCACCGACCUGAUUGUUGCUUCGUCUACCUCCACUGAAGUCUAA
Molecule: messenger RNA, 13743 nt
Organism: Psilocybe cubensis
Lineage: Eukaryota; Fungi; Basidiomycota; Agaricomycetes; Agaricales; Agrocybaceae
Exons: 11
Coding region: 1-13743 (4580 amino acids)
Source: RefSeq, a predicted model, not a curated record